Erigeron canadensis is the source of this 2162-nucleotide messenger RNA. Its product is annotated as protein PSK SIMULATOR 2-like. The record is from RefSeq and is a predicted model, not a curated record. The transcript is spliced from 12 exons. Bases 59 to 1990 code for a protein of 643 amino acids. NCBI's taxonomy places the organism in Eukaryota, Viridiplantae, Streptophyta, Magnoliopsida, Asterales, Asteraceae. Gene Ontology annotation, biological process: positive regulation of growth.
AUAGAUAUAUAAAAUUUUUGUUUUUUAUUUAUGUGAAGAAAAAAGAGAGAAGAGAGAAAUGGGAGGGGUGUGUACAGGAGGGACAUUGAAGCAAGAAAGUGGUGUGAGUGAUACUAAUAAUAAUAGUUACGGAUUUUCAGGGAAAUUAAAGUCUGUAAAAAGCUUUACUAAUUAUCAUUAUAAUAACAAAAAGAAAAAGAAUAAUAAGAAUAAAAAUAAUGAUAAUUUUAAUAAUGAUGAUGAUGAUGAUGUUAGUAGUAGUAGUAAUGGGAAUGAUGAUUCAAAUGUUUCUUCUUCAUCUUAUUAUACACAACAAGAUGUUGUUAAUGAUGAUGUUUAUCAUAGAAAAACGAUGUCGUAUGAUUCGGGUGAAUUGUUUUUUUCGAUUUCGAGAGAAUUGAAACCGUCUACCCCUGCUAGAGUUUUUAAGGCACCUCAGGUAAGUACCUUUCUUGGGAAGGCGGGUAGUGUUGGUCUUGAAGUUUUAGACACUCUCGGAAGCAGCAUGUCAAAUUUUAAUUCUCACAGCGGAUUUGUAUCAAAUACAGCUUUAAGGGGCAACAAAGUAUCUAUUUUGGCAUUUGAAGUAGCUAAUACGAUUGUUAAGGGGUCCAAUUUGAUGCAGUCCCUUUCUGAUGAAAGUAUUCAAAUUCUUAAAAAGGAUAUUCUGCAUUCUGAAGGGGUGCAACUUUUGGUAUCUACAGAUAUGAAGGAGUUGUUAAGCAUUGCAGCUGCUGACAAGAGAGAGGAAUUUGAAAUCUUCUCUAAAGAAGUGGUAAGAUUUGGAGAUAUGUGCAAGGAUCCACAAUGGCAUCACUUGGAUCGUUUCUUUGUCAGAUUGGAUUUGGACCCUGUAACACACAAACAGCUUAGAGAGGAUGCAGAAAUUACCAUGCAAGAACUAGCCAACUUGGCUCAGUAUACCUCCGAAUUGUACCAUGAGUACCAUGCUUUGGAUAGAUUUGAACAGGAUUAUCAACGUAAACUUGAUGAAGUGGAAUCUUUGAAUCUUCCUCGGAAAGGAGAAAGUCUUGCGAUAUUACACAGUGAGCUAAAGCAUCAAAGAAAACUUGUGAGGAGCUUGAAAAGGAAAUCUCUUUGGUCCAAAAGUUUGGAAGAGGUUGUGGAGAAGCUUGUAGAUGUUGUCACCUUCAUCCACCAAGCAAUUGCGGAGGCGUUUGAGGAGAAUGCUGCAUUGUCACCAACGAACGACAAGGUGGUUAGUAAAAAACCUGAAAGAUUAGGCGUUGCUGGUCUUGCUUUACACUAUGCCAACUUAAUCACUCAGAUGGAUAACAUUGCAUCUCGUCCGACCUCCUUGCCUUCUAAUAUGAGGGACACAUUAUAUAACGGGUUACCAGCCAGUGUUAAGGCAGCUUUACGUUCUCGUUUACAAGCUCUAGACUCCAAAGAAUUGAUGACAAUGCCUCAAAUUAAGGGAGAAAUGGAAAAGACUCUCCAGUGGCUUGUUCCUCUUGCUACUGAUACCACCAAAGCGCAUCAAGGCUUUGGGUGGGUAGGAGAAUGGGCAAACACUGGAAACGAAUUCGGAAAGAAGACGGCAGGGAGUAACAACAUUAUCCGGCUGCAAACAUUAUAUCACGCAGAUAAACAGAAGAUGGACCGAUACAUAUUAGACUUAAUCAUCUUGCUUCACCGUCUAAUUAGUCUCGUGAGAUAUAGAGACAAAGUGCCCAAAUACACCCCAAACCGAUCUCCUACUUCGAUGGGGUUGACCCUUCAUCCCAAUGGUGAACUCCAACCGGCCAAGAUCUCACCAGAGGACAAGAAUCUUUUGGAAGAAGUGACAAAACGGAGAAUGUUGGUUCCAGGAGUAAGCAGAAGUCAAGAGUUUGUGAUGGUGAAAAAGAAGAAAGGAGCGGAGAUGCUUGCAUCGAGUAGAAGUAUGGGGAGUUCACCUCGAAAAGAUUCAAAGUAUUCAAAUGCUAAUAUGUUGGAUGUGUUAGACGGGUUAGGUACAACUUUUUGAGUUAGUACAUGAAUUAAGGCCAUUUCGAGUUCAUAUAUUUUGAUUCAUGAUAUUUUUUUGUUAAUUAGAAAGUUACAUGUAUAUGUAUAUAUAAAUCGCUUAUCUGAAAGUUACAUGUAGUAUUGGGUGUCUGAAGUGGUAAUAUUCAGUUUUAUAGGCUUGUUGAUUCAAA